Symbiodinium pilosum is the source of this 978-nucleotide messenger RNA. NCBI's taxonomy places the organism in Eukaryota, Dinophyceae, Suessiales, Symbiodiniaceae. The record is from the annotation of a GenBank genome assembly.
AUGGCGCAAGCUGCAGCUGGCGAUGGCGCAACGUCAGCGAAGUACUCUGAGACCAUGCAGAAGCAAAUGGGAAGCAGCCUCGUGUACAAGCACGAGGAUGGCAUGAAUUACGCCAAGUGCUUCGAACGGAUCUACAUUGGCUCGUGUCUUCAGACCGCGGCCGAUGUUGACACGCUGAAGAAAGAAGGUGUGGGCAUUGUCUUUUGCUUGCAGGAAGACAAGGACAUGGCCCACUUCAACAUUGACCUUGCCCCGAUACUUGCCCGGGCAAAAGAGGUGGAUAUCUUGCAUGUGAGGCACCCAAUCAAAGACUUCGAUCCGCUAUCCCUUCGGAAGCAUCUUCCAGAUGCGGUUCGGCGGCUAAAUGCGGAGAUGCUGGCGAGACCGAAGGACGCUGCCUACAUACACUGCACGGCCGGUCUAGGCAGAGCCCCAGCAACUGCCUUGGCUUACAUGUUCAUGAUCGAGGGCAUGGACCUUGAUGACGCGUAUGCGCACCUGUACAAGAGUAGAAGAUGUCAUCCUCAGCUGAACAUGGUACGCGCGGCAGCUUGCGACCUUCUCGGCGGUGGCCUUGGUUCCGGGAAACUGAAGCUCUCCUGGACACUUCCAGAGGCGAAGUGCGUGGAGGUAGCUGGCCUGGACAUCGGUUGGCACGAGCGCGUGCCUAUGGUGAAAAAUGCAACCACGGGUGAGUUUGUCCUGGAGCGGGACACUCCACCAGGUGUUUACCAAUACAAGUUCAUUGUGGAUGGCAAGUGGAUGGCGAAUCCAGACCUGCCAUCUGUGACGGACAAUGGCAACGUCAACAACGUGGCGCGGGUGAACCCUGCGCCCGGCAGUGCUGACUCUGAGCGUCGCGAGCGGAUGAUGAAGAAAGGUGGCCGGCCCACCGAGGAGGAGUGGAAGCAGCUGCAGAGCAUGCUUGCUGUGCCGGCGGCGCCUGAGAGCAGUCAGAAAAGUGGAUACGCCGGCUGA